AUGAAGGUUAUUAGUCUUAAGAAGGAUUCAGUUACCAAGGGAGGAGCCGUUAUUACAUUAUUACCAGAAGACAAGGAAGAUUUGUUCACCAUUUAUCAGAUUAUAGAUAAAGACGAUGAGUUAAUAUUUAAAAAAAAGUUCACCUCUAAACUUGAUGAAACUGGCAAGAAAAAAAGUACCGAUUUGAUUAAACUAAAAAUUAAAGUAAUAUCCAAUGAAUUCGAUAUGAAAGGAGAGUAUCUGAAAUACAAAGGUAUUACUGUUACAGAUGAAACAGGAGACAAUAAACCUGUUGGUAAAUAUUUAGGGUUUACCCUAGAUUACGUAUAUCCUUUCACCAUUAUAAAGCAUAACUUUAAUAAAUUCAUGCAGAAACUUCUGAAUGACGCCUGUAAUGUUGAACAAAAAUCAGAUACUGCAGCAAUAGUUUUGCAGGAAGGAAUUGCGCAUGUUUGUUUAGUGACGGCCUCAUCUACCAUUUUAAAGCAAAAAAUUGAGUAUAGUAUGCCAAAGAAAAAGAGGGCUACUGAUGUUGUAAAAUUUGACGAAAAAACUGAAAAGUUUUAUAAGGCUAUUUACAAUGCAAUGAAAAAAGACCUUGAUCUUGAAAAGCUAAAAACCAUAAUUCUCUGCUCGCCCGGUUUUUAUGCCAAAAUAUUAAUGGACAAAAUAGUUCAGUAUGCCGAAGAAGAACACAAUAAGAAAAUCCUAGACAACAGAGGUAUGUUUUUUAUUGCUCAUUCCUCUACGGGCUAUUUGCAGGGUAUUAACGAAGUUUUGAAAAACCCUUUGUAUGCUUCGAAGCUGCAAGAUACCAAAUAUUCUAAAGAAAAUUUAAUAAUGGAUGAAUUUCUACUGCACCUAAAUAAGGAUGAUGAUAAGGCUUGGUAUGGGGAAAAGGAAAUCACGAAAGCUGCAGAGUAUGGAGCGAUAAAUUAUUUAUUAUUGACAGAUAAAGUUUUGCACUCAGAUGAUAUUGCUCAGAGAGGAAAAUAUCUAAAGCUAAUGGACUCUGUUGAAAGUAAUGGAGGGAAAGCGUUAGUAUUCAGUACUUUGCAUUCUCUUGGAGAAGAGCUCGACCAACUAACAGGUAUUGCUUGUAUCCUCAAGUACCCACUGCCCGAUCUGGACGAAGAUAAUAAUGAAGUAUGA
Molecule: messenger RNA, 1152 nt
Organism: Saccharomyces eubayanus
Lineage: Eukaryota; Fungi; Ascomycota; Saccharomycetes; Saccharomycetales; Saccharomycetaceae
Gene: DOM34
Product: ribosome dissociation factor DOM34
Exons: 1
Coding region: 1-1152 (383 amino acids)
Biological process (GO): nonfunctional rRNA decay; RNA surveillance; nuclear-transcribed mRNA catabolic process, no-go decay
Cellular component (GO): cytoplasm
Source: RefSeq, a predicted model, not a curated record